Molecule: messenger RNA, 2500 nt
Organism: Sycon ciliatum
Lineage: Eukaryota; Metazoa; Porifera; Calcarea; Leucosolenida; Sycettidae
Product: neurogenic locus notch homolog protein 1-like
Exons: 9
Coding region: 481-1650 (389 amino acids)
Molecular function (GO): calcium ion binding
Source: RefSeq, a predicted model, not a curated record
CGCAGCAUCGCGAUAUCGUGAUGUCAAACCUAGCUAAUACAUGAAGACACAAAGGCCGAGGGAUGCUGGUUGCGCUGUCAGGUCAGGCUUGUUUCGGCAUGAAUCCUGCCUGAAUGAGUGAAAUCCGAGUCAACAUACUCUCAGUCUUCUCGAGUGGAGCGAGUACUCGUGACUCUGCGACAUGGGCGCUGGUGCUUGCGAGACUUCUUUUGUAUUGUAUCGGCAACUCGUCCAUUUGUCAAUGGCCUUACAUCGUGGAUUGAUAGAUAUUCUCGCCGUUCUUGAUGGUCUGUGACCAGCGGUGUGCCAGGACAUGCACUGCCUGAAGUGCGGCUUGAUCGAGAGCCAAUGCUCAAUAUGCCGAGUAGUAUUUAUUGAGCAGUAGCGACGUCCGAGCACUCAGUGCGUGUUUGUGUUCGUGUCGGAUAGGAAUAAAAUAAUCACGCUCCGUUAUCGCUGAAGUACUGCUUAGCAUAUGAAAUGGGGACCAGAAUAGCGGAGAGGGAAUUCUGCCAUUUCGGAUGUCUUCUCCGCUGGCGGACGACUCUAUCGCUGUGGAUCCUCGUUGCCGUGAGCUGCUCGAGUGUGACGUGCCAAACGGCAGAGGAGAAUGAACAAGAUGGAUGCAUGGUGUCGUAUCUGCGUAUGAUCGGCAUGGACCGGCGCAUCAUCCAGGAGCUGAACAUUGUGCGCCGGUUGGCCAACGUCGGACUGGACAUGCCGACGAUACGCACCGGCGGCACUUACGGCUUCAGGUCACUGGUCACCCUACUGGAGAACAGGCAACUUGCACAGAUGAUCCAGGGAUGUGCGAAGGGCGAGAUGUACCAUUGCAAGUACUAUCCUCCUUGUCUGAACGGCGGAGAAUGUCGUCUGAACCGAUCAAGACGAUAUUGGUGUGACUGCACGUCGGGUUACACUGGGCACAAGUGUCAGACAGCUCCUCCGUCUGCCCGUGCUGAGCCGAGGAAAGACACAGAGGAGAGCUGUAUGGUGGCCUACUUCCGCAUGAGCGGUGUCAACGCCACCACAGUUCGCCGGUAUCAACUGGAGGAGCGCUUGGCCGUGCAUGGCCUUAAUGCUGAACGCAUCAUAAGUGGUAGAUACGACGCUGAGCUGGGAGGCGCUUUGGUAUCUAACACUAUCAUCACGGGGAUUAAAAAUUGCAUCAAGGGAAAUACUAUACAGUGCAGGCUAUUUCCACCUUGCCUCCACAGCAGCAUGUGUGACAGGAAAAGCAACUCCAAUACGUUCUACUGCCGAUGUAAAUCAGGCUACUCCGGGCGUUCCUGCACAGAUGAUAUAGAUGAGUGUGUUUCCAGCACCAGGCCAUGCAAUGCCACUCAGACCUGUGUCAACACAUACGGUAGCUACACCUGCCAGAACGGUGUUGAACCUUGUGCGGCUGGUUCAUCUUCUUGCAAUGUAAAUCCGGCGGCUGAUGAUUGCAGCCACUGCACUGAUGCUGAUUCUGAGGACGAACGGUUGUCCAACUUGCUGAGACGCGUCGAGGAGAAAGUGGAGAGGAGAAAGAAUCGCAAGACGAAGAACAAGGAGCGCUUUCGCAAGCUUCUGCUGCGCGUCAACAAGAUCGCCGAGGCCAUACGGCAGAUUGCCGGCACCAAUGGCACGGAUGUCAACGCCACCUAGAGAGGGAGGGAGAGAUCAUGGUGAUGCGAAUACAAGCCUGACAACUGAUAUGGCAACAUUAACGUGUUGAUUGGAACAUACUGGACUUGUGCUGAGUUUACACUGACAGCGACAGGCAACAGUAACCGUUCUACUAAUUUUCACUGUUGAUUUAGAAUUUCACAGUUUUAUUGAUAUGAAUUUAGGCCGAAACAGUCUGGCUGUCUGCAUCAUUGCAUCAUUGAUUUUGAAUUUUAUAUAAUUUAUCUGCACCUGCCGAAGAACUGAGUUCUAUGCGUGCUUGCUCUUUAUUUACUCGAUGUCAAACCUUCGCUCCAACACUUCCAUAUAAUUAUAUUUCCUGAUUUUCUUGCUCUUUGCUGUCGCUUUGGCCGACCGAUUUGUGUCCAUUCUCCGUCUGGAUUUGCUCCCCUACAGUCUCACCCCCGCCCUUCCUAUAGCUUUAUUGACACUUGACAGAUUCACAGCCUCUAUAAUUAUUCUGUUGAGCAAUGCUUCUUUCCUUCCUCUCUUUUGCACAAUACCACAUGUUUUUUUGGGUUGAGUGACAGUUUAUAGACGGAGCCACAUCACACGACGGCCCACUAGGCGAACGAUAUACGUUAUUACUUCAAGUGCUGUCAUUUCACAAAUUUUCGGCGUGCUUCUAUUUUCGGCACUUUCGAUGCAUCUGUUUCAUACCUAAACUUUCAAUAACCGAGCAAACACUGAUACACUUAAUUAAAUAGGGGAACUGCUUCUCUGUGCCUAAAUUUCCUGUUCACCUAAUCUGGCCUUUUGCUCUCAUACCGAACAAUAUGAGCACGUAACAUUUCUGACAUGAGAGUACAGUGAUGUACUCUUUGUUCAA